AAAAAUAAAGGAAAAAGAAAUAAAAAUAUUUAACAUGUAAUGUAUAAAUGUUAUAGGAUUAAAAUUUAUACAUCUGUUUCACAAAAAGAUGCAAAAAGUUCACACCAUUCCUCCACAUAUGUUAUUUGCUUCUUUUUCCUAACAUAUAAACAAGUGCUGCACACGAAAUAGUAAAAUAAAACGAAAAGGCACUGAUCAUUGGACAAGAAUUAUAAUUAACCAAAAAUUCUGUGAGGAAAGGAGUUCUACAGAUUGAGAAAGUUACGAUGGUUAAUUUCAACAACACAACUUUGCCGCCACCUAUUCCAACAACGAAUUCAAAUGGAACGGAACACAUACCCAGCUAUUUAGCUGUAUGGAGUUCAAACGAAAUGGCUUACUACAAGUACGGAAUUUUUGGUCUGAUCAUACUCAUAUCUUUGAUUGGAAACACGAUAGUGGUCGUCACCAUCUCAAUGACGGAUCGGUUAAAGAAAGUCACCAAUUUUUUCCUAUUCAAUCUUGCCAUUGCGAAUCUUUUGGUGACUGCGACGUGCAUGCCUAUCCACUUAGCUUCAUGGUUUGACCCCACAGUCAUGCUUGGUCAACUCACCUGCAAAGCAAUGCCGUUUCUACAAGGAACUAGCGUAUGCUGUUCUAUCUAUACUUUAACCAUGAUGGCAAUUGAUAGAUAUAUGGUCAUAUUAUUUCCAUUCAGAGGGAGGAUCAAAAAACAACAUUGUUUUAUCAUCCUGUUGUUUAUAUGGUCGAUAGCUAUGCUUACUGUCAGCCCUUCACUAUUUGUGUACCGCGUGGGUGAAUAUUCAGGCGAAAAGAGAUGCGAUGAGUAUGGAUGGUCGAAACAACAGGCAUUGGAGUUUACGUAUACGCUUUUAGUGCUGACAUACUUUUUACCACUAUUAGUGUUAUUUUUUAUUUACGGUAGAAUUUUUAUUUUUCUUUGGUUUCGUAAAAUUCCUGGUAUUGGAGACAUGCCGAGAAGCGUGCAGGUGAAAAUGAAAAAGAAAUCCUUAAAGAAGAAGAAGUUAAUAGAGAUGCUUAUAACAGUCGUUGUAACAUUCAUGUUAUGUAACCUACCACAAAAUGUGAUGAGUUUAUUAUGGUACCACAGCCAGCAGACAGGUUGGAAACCACCCAUUUAUAUAGGAAUCGUAUCGUUUCAUUCAGAAGUUUUAUUUUACUCUAAUGCCGCAAUAAGCCCUAUUGUUUAUGGAUUCCUACACGGUAAAAUGAAGGAAGCGUCCUUUUCCAUCCUUCGUUGGGUAUUUUGCUGUGAAAAAAGACCUGGAGACGCAUAUAGUUAUGCUCGCAACACCAGAUCCUCGAAUGUGUCGAGUACUUAUUCAACAAAGUAUAGAUAUUCUAUAGCAAGCGUAUCUAAAUCAGCUGUCAAUCGUUCCCCAACAAAUAAUAACAUAUGUGAAACGAAAAACUGAUAAUAGAAGGCGUCACUUGAAGAAGAAACUUGUCUCGCCAUACACUUGUACACUUGUGUUAAAAUUACAUAAAAACUGUGAAUAGUAUAGUAUUGGUAAAAAACCUCGUCCCCAAUGUUUUUUGCCUCUUUUGAUAUGAGAGAAGACGACUUAUAAUAAAAAUGGAAAAAUCCAAGGGAACGAGGAAGAUAA
Messenger RNA from Hydractinia symbiolongicarpus, 1628 nucleotides. RefSeq names its product RYamide receptor-like. Lineage: Eukaryota; Metazoa; Cnidaria; Hydrozoa; Anthoathecata; Hydractiniidae. The coding region runs from base 267 to 1436 and encodes 389 amino acids. The transcript is spliced from 3 exons. The record is from RefSeq and is a predicted model, not a curated record. Gene Ontology annotation, cellular component: membrane. Gene Ontology annotation, molecular function: G protein-coupled receptor activity. Gene Ontology annotation, biological process: G protein-coupled receptor signaling pathway.